This is a messenger RNA of Rubroshorea leprosula, 2185 nucleotides long. The record is from the annotation of a GenBank genome assembly. NCBI's taxonomy places the organism in Eukaryota, Viridiplantae, Streptophyta, Magnoliopsida, Malvales, Dipterocarpaceae.
AUUCAUUCCAACACCCUCUGUACCACUGAUAUCAUAUAAUGGCACCAUCCUUCCUCAUCCUCCUACUACUUCAAUCUCUCCAUGCCUGUACUUAUUCCCAAAGAGUGAAUCAAACUGAUUCUCUUCUAAAAUGGAAAACCAGUCUCCACUACAAAAGCCAAACCUCACUCUCUUCUUGGGUUGGGGACAAUCCUUGUAGUUGGGUUGGAAUCACUUGUGACAAGGCUAGAAGCAUCACCAAUCUAAACCUUUCAAGUUAUGGUUUAAAAGGUACACUUCACAGUCUCAACUUUCUUGCCUUCCCUACUUUGAUGGAGCUUCAACUUUCUGAUAAUUCAUUGUAUGGGACAAUUCCCCCAAGUAUAGGCAAGCUGUCCCAACUAAGAAUUCUUUACUUGGAUUGCAAUGAUUUCUCAGGAAAUAUUCCAUCAGAGAUAGGAUUGUUAACGAGUCUCAAUUUGCUUUCUCUUUAUGGAAAUCAAUUAAAUGGAGCCAUUCCUAAAGAAAUGGGAAUCCUUGAGUCUCUCAAAAACAUUGAUUUAUCAAAUAACAAUCUCUCGGGUCAAAUACCUAGUUCUAUAGGAAAUUUAAAAAUUUUGUGUAUCUUUAAUCUUUCCAUAAACAAGCUUUCUGGCUCAAUACCUCAUGAAGUAGGAAUGGUUGGGUCUCUUAGUAAACUUGAUUUAUCAAGUAACAAUCUUUCAGGACCAAUUCCUACUUCUAUAGGAAAUUUGAAAAAUUUGUCUAUCCUUUAUCUUUACCAAAACAAGCUUUCUGGCUCAAUACCUCAAGAAGUAGGAAUGCUUAGGUCUCUCACUAAACUUGGUUUAUCACGUAACAAUCUUUCAGGUCCAAUUCCUACUUCUAUAGGAAAUUUGAAAAUUUUGUCUAGCCUUUUUCUUUGGAAAAACAAUCUUUCUGGCUCAAUACCUCAAGAAGUAGGAAUGCUUGGGUCUCUUAGUAAUCUUGAUUUAUCACGUAACAAUCUUUCAGGUCCAAUUCCUACUUCUAUAGGAAAUUUGAAAAAUUUGUCUAUCCUUUCUCUUUCCGGAAACAAGCUUUCUGGUUCAAUACCUCAAGAAGUAGGAAUGCUUAGGUCUCUUAGUAUACUUAGUUUAUCACGUAACAAUCUUUCAGGUCCAAUUCCUACUUCUAUAGCAUUUCAUAGUGAGAUUCAUUCUUUAACAAAUAUACGACAUCGCAACAUUGUCAAGUUGUAUGGUUUUUGCUCGAAUGCAGAACAUUCUUUUCUAGUUUGUGAGUUUAUAGAAAGGGGAAGUUUGAGGAAGAUUCUUACCAAUGAAGAAGAAGCAAUGGAUCUAAACUGGAUCAAGAGGCUAAAUGUGAUUAAAGGGCUAGCCAAUGCAUUGUGUUACAUGCACCAUGAAUGUUCAACCCCUAUAAUUCACCAGGAUAUUAGUAGCAACAAUGUUUUAUUGGAUUUAGAGUAUGAGGCUCAUGUCUCUAACUUUGGCACUGCUCGGAUUUUGAAGCCUAACUCCUCCGUCCGGUCCUUAGUUGCUGGUACCUUUGGCUACAUUGCUCCAGAGCUGGCUUACACAAUGGAAGUGAAUGAAAAAUGUGAUGUUUAUAGCUUUGGUGUUGUCACAAUGGAAGUACUCAUGGGAAGACAUCCAAGUGAUUUGAUAUCUGCUUUAUUAUCGCAAUUGGCACCAUUACCGUCUUCAACACCACCAAACUGGCGGCAAAUGUUGAUCAAAGAUUUAAUAGACCCAAGACUAUUAGUUCCAACAGGUGAGGCAACGGUGCAUGUGGCCUCCACCGUGAGGCUAGCACUUGUAUGCUUGCAAGCCAAUCCUCAAUAUCGACCAACCAUGCGACAAGUUUCUCAGGCCCUUACUAGUGAGUGGCCUCCAUUGCCAAAGCCCUUCUCCAUGAUAACAUUGGAAGACUUGGUGGGGCAAGAUUUGUCGGGCUGAGGUGUUUUGUGUAAAAAAGCUAGGUUUUUCCAUUUGCGUUUCUAGUUCGACCAACUAUGUCUCUUGCUUGUGAUUAUUUUCUUAAUCCUUUGUACUUUUUCUUUUUCCGUUUUUUUCUUUGGCUGAUACUUAAUCCCUUGUACUUGUUCUUCUUCAUCCCUGGGGAACGCAUUCUAUAUCAUGUUACCAAUAUUUGUCCAAUCUUAACACAAGCUAUCGAUUCACAUUAAAAAAUAAUUAGGGCA